CACGGCCGGAGCCGCUCCGCCCGCCAGCCCGGCCCCGGCCCGACCCCGUCGCCCAUGGGGAGCGCGGCCCGGCGGCGGCCCGGCGGCCCCGCUCGCCCGUAGCCCGGCGGGGCAUGCCAGGCCCCAGGAUGCCGGCCUGGGGGAUCCUGCCCGUCACGCUGCCCGCCUUCACCAUCACCGGCAUGUGGAUCGUAUAUGCCAUGGCACUGUCCAACAACCACAUCUGCCCUGUCCACAACUGGAGUUACAACCAGUCCUGUGACAUGGACGGCCCCAGCUCCUGCUGCACGCUGGAUCACAUCCCCCUCGUCAGCAAGUGUGGCACCCUGCCUCCCGAGAGCUGCUUCUUCAGCCUCAUCUGCAGCCUGGGCUCCUUCAUGGUCAUCCUGGUGGGCCUGCUGCGCUAUGCCCACCUCCUGGAGCGCCUGGGGCCGUCCCUCCUCAACACCCUGGGGCUGGCCACUGGCUGGGUCUGCGCUGCUGGUCUCACCAUGGUGGGCAACUUUCAGGUGGAUCACGCCAAGGUGCUACACUACAUUGGGGCAGGGGUGGCCUUUCCCACCAGCAUGCUGUUCCUGCUCCUGCAGUCCAUCCUCACCUACCGCAUGGCUAAAACCCGAGGGCAGUACUGGACCGGCCACUUGCGGAGCAUCCUCACCAUCGUGGCCUUCUUCACCCUCGUCUUCAGUGGUGUGUUCUUCAUCCAGGAGAGCUUUGUGCUACAGCACGUGGCUGCCUUGUGUGAGUGGAUAUUCAUCAUUGAUGUCCUGGUUUUCUACGGCACGUUCACCUUUGAGUUUGGGGCCAUCUCCACAGACACCUUCCUGGUCCUGCUGAAAGCCAGCCGGGCCCCCAAAAGUUACAAAGGCGAGAGCAGCCUGUCCAGUACAGCCCACGUCCACAGCCACGUGGAGGGCCUGGCUAUGGCCUGACCCGCACAGGAAGCAGCCCACAGUGAAGACCCCAAAUUGGGCUCUGCCAGUGACUCCCCACCUUGAAUAUUUCUGAAAACCCCGCUGCUGUGUGUUUGUGUGUGUGUGUAUGUGUUUGUGUGUGUGUGUUUGUGUUUAUGUGUUUUUGUGUGUGUGUGCGUGUGGGCCUGUGGUGCCCUCCACUCUCAGCAGGAGCUGUGUCCAGUGCUCCUGUGGCAGCUGCUGCCCCUGCAAGAGCUGUCCCCUCCCUGCCCACAGGGUUUGGGGUCACUGCUGGGCUGUGGGGAUGCCAUCCUGGUAUCAGCAGAGCCAGGAUCUGCCCCUGAGCCUCUGGGGUAGCCUGGUGUGAGUCAGGCUGCUGAAGGCAAUCAUACUGAAGCUUCCUCCUGAAAGGGGCAUGGUGGGCUGGAAGGGGAUGAUAUCUGUGUUCUUCCCACCUCCAUAGGGGUAAGCAAGCCUUCCAUCUGGCUACUGUGACUGUCAGAGGAGCCAAAAACACAGAGUGCCUUUUCCCUUGGGAAGUGACUGCCCUGCCAGUCUGUUUGCAACCCCAUUGAGGAUGGCAGCAGGGGCUCUCUCCCUCCUGCCUUCCCAGGUGGGGGUGGUGUCUCACUCUGUUGCAGGAUGGCACCAGCAGCCCCAGCUGGACUGUGCUGACCCCCUGUGCCCCAUGCCUGGGCUCUCACUGCUCAGGCCUUCUAUGCCAUCAGUCAAUGGCUUUUCCUGCAUUUUUUCAGCUUUGAGAAUUGCUGAGGCAGGUUUCACCUCCCUGGUCACAGCAUUUCCCUGCUUCCAGCUAAUUUGGGAAAUGAGUCUUCAAAUUUACCAUCAUACAGGGGAUGUCCUGCAGGCACCGUGCCUGCUGGCCAGGGGACUUCUGCUCUGUGCUGCUGCCAGCCCAAGCUCUCCCAGGGAGUGCAGCCAUGGAAAGGGGGAGCACUUCUGUAGGAACAGAAGAAGCGUGUGCCCUUUUCUUCUGGGACUCCCAAAUCCAUCCUCUGUUGCCUUGGCCGAUGCCUGCCUGGCCGGAGCUCAUCCCGCUCAGCCGCAGCAUCCUUGGCGUGUCCUGCGCAGGGGGCUGAGGUGUCGAGGGCUGUGAGUGUUGUGUGUGCGUGCAUGUGUGUGCAUGCAUAGAUCUACAAAUAUAUAUAUAUAUACACGUACAUACAUAUAUAUAUAUAUAUAUAUAUAUAGUCCCCUUGUCCCUGGAGAGGGGCAUUUACUGCUGCUGCUGCUGCGCGCAUUGAUCAAAUUGGGCUUUCCUAUUUGCCCACUUUUUCCAAACCGGCCUGUAAAUCCACCAGUAUAUGUAGUUCAAAGAGGAGCCUUUCUGACUUUUGUAUCUAAUAUAUUUUUUAAAAAGUAUAUAUAAGGACAACAGUGAAUUUACAAUAAUAAAAGUGAAA
Zonotrichia leucophrys gambelii is the source of this 2338-nucleotide messenger RNA. RefSeq names its product transmembrane protein 150A (gene TMEM150A). The coding region runs from base 114 to 932 and encodes 272 amino acids. The transcript has 7 exons. Lineage: Eukaryota; Metazoa; Chordata; Aves; Passeriformes; Passerellidae. The record is from RefSeq and is a predicted model, not a curated record.